UUUUCCGACGAAAAUUCUCAACGUCACAUCAAACCUAAAAAUGAACCUUUCCUGCACCUCCUACCUAAUUUCACAUCGUUUUUCCGAGAAUUGAUGAUUCUGGCCAUUGAAACGAAACGAAAGCCAGAGCUCAUAAUUUGGUUUUUUGGAGAUGGACGAGACCCCGAAAUUUGGAGUGUCGAGGAGAAUAUGGAAAAAUGGGAAUAUAGCAAAAUCAAAAAUUUUUCUAAUAACGGUUUUGUGUUUGAGAGUUCCAAUGAAGCCUCCAUUUAUAUUUACGAAGUUAAUCAUAUUGACGCUGUAGAGUUCAUAGGAAAUUAA
Molecule: messenger RNA, 321 nt
Organism: Acaulospora colombiana
Lineage: Eukaryota; Fungi; Glomeromycota; Glomeromycetes; Diversisporales; Acaulosporaceae
Source: the annotation of a GenBank genome assembly